Molecule: messenger RNA, 504 nt
Organism: Ceraceosorus bombacis
Lineage: Eukaryota; Fungi; Basidiomycota; Exobasidiomycetes; Ceraceosorales; Ceraceosoraceae
Source: the annotation of a GenBank genome assembly
AUGUUUUCGUCUUGUUCUUCGCUUCUACUGGCAGCAUGCCAGUGGAUGCUCUUUUCUUCAACGAUCAGCGCUGCGCCAAUUCCCUCGCAGGCUUCACACAUCGCAGCCUCGGGCGCGCUCGUGCGCCAAGGCUCUUCCAAACUCAACAUUGAGCUGCUACCGCGGGCGGGAGCAGAGUUUGAGGGUCUCUUGCGAAGUUUGAGCAGGGGCAGCUCAAGCCCAAGCAGGACUAGGUCAGGUCUAGCUCGAGUGGUAGAUCUAAGACUCUCUCCUUCUUACGUCGACCCGACCAAGCCCAAAGGCUGGGAGCGCACACUUUCUGGAAAAGUGAUUGGAGAAAGCAGACUUUCGCCCACGUAUUCCCACUCGGCUCCGCAGAGUCCUACGGAACAGGCAAGAUUGAGACGUUCAGUCUCACACAAGAGGCUGGACCAGAUCAAAGCGAUGCAGAGUCCUGUCGUACCCACCAAGUACCUCCCUGCCUCUAAGCAGAGAGCGUACUAA